Molecule: messenger RNA, 1090 nt
Organism: Acanthochromis polyacanthus (spiny chromis)
Lineage: Eukaryota; Metazoa; Chordata; Actinopteri; Pomacentridae
Exons: 6
Coding region: 1-729 (242 amino acids)
Source: RefSeq, a predicted model, not a curated record
AUGGCCUUCCUGCCAGCUGGUAAGCUAUGCGGUUCGCAUUGUGUGAUCUGGUGUGUUGAUUGGUCCCUGAUUUUGUGUGGUUGCUGCAGUUUAUUUGCUGCUGCUGUCGUUGGAUCUCCUCCUCCUGCCUUGCUUCUACACUGCGCCACAGCUAACCGGGUUGCAGCUAGACGUGUGGUUCAUUGGACAUCAUCGUUCCCUGGACUGGCUGCUGUCUCGGCUGUUUCGGCUGUCUCGGCUGUUUCGGCUGUCUUGGUUCUUUCGGUUCUUCUUUCUUUUCGCCGGCUCUUCGUUGCGGCUCUUGUUCUCGGUUUGGUGAGCCUCGGCGGCAGUUUAAUCCCUGGUGGUGGUUCACGGAUCCCUUUUUCGUUGGUGUGUUGUCACAGAGUUGUCGCUCUUGGAUCGGUUGGACCAGAUGACAGCUUGCACCUCGCUGGUCCCAUCCCUCAGCUCUUUGGCCCCAUCCCUCAGCUCUUUGGCCUCAACGGAGUCCAUGUCUUCGACAGCGUCCACGUCCUCGACGGACUCCACUUCCACGACAGCAUCCACGGCAUCCACGUCCUCGACAGACUCCACGUCCACGACGGCGUCCAUGGCCUUGACGGCGUCCACGACAGCGUCCAGGGCCUCGACGGACUCCACGGCCUCAAUGGCAUCCACCCAGUCCAUAUCCGGAAAAAGGAAGCGGGGGCCACACGCAAAUGUCCUGAAGUACUUGGAGCGGACUGAUAGGCAGUAUUUCCUACAGGCUGAAAGGGACAAUGCUGUAACAUAAGCAGUUCUAAAUAAUCAACAAGUGCUGAAAGACAUGAAGGGACUGCUGGAGAGGACGGUGUCCGCUAUGGAGCACAUAGCUCACAAAUAAGCACAAUGCCUUUGUUUUUGUAAAUACUUGUGAUUUUUAAGUGUGCAGUGUUUUUGAAAUUUUCUAUAUCUAAGUAUAUGUGUGUGAAUAAAGAAUUUAAGAGAUGCUUGUUUUGUCAUAUGUCAUGUGUUUUAUACUGUCACAACAAGCUAGUGAGAUGAACUGCACAACUGUAGCAGGGCUUCUGCAGGGCCUUAAAAAGCAUUCAUAGUUACUGAAUUGAUU